AGAAUAUCACUAUCUGCAUCCUACUAAAAGUUCAUUUAAAGGGGAACAACUCUUGACUUCAUUUUGGCUGAUUAUGUCUAUUUGUCCCUGUAGGUUUCAACGAUGGACAAGGUGCAGAGAAAACCAUCGCUUCUGACGCUGUACUCCGUCCUGAAGGACUUCAGGGGGGAACAUACGGACUUUGAGGCCCUCGCCUCUUAUUACGAACAUCACUACCGGGUCGAAUUCGGCGAGAACAUCGUCCUAAAGCACUUCCUUCUUACAUGCGAAGUGGACCCGAGGAUGAGGGCCAAGGAGAACAUUAUCCUGUACUGGAAAAUGCUCAACUCACUGGAAGUGAUCAAGAGGGAAUAUGCCGCCCUCAGGAAGUCUGCCAAGCUGCCUCCUGAUCAUCCAACUCGAGUCCAAAACCGGAGGCAGCAACUUGAGUAUCUGCGGCUGGAGAAUACCAUCAACCAACAUCUUAACCAGCUGCACAACGAGUUUGUGAGAGAGCAGAAGCUACAGGAAGCUGCUGGUAAGAAACAAAGUCCUGCAGCUGAAGAAGAGGAGGAGGAUGGAGCCCCUGCAGCAGCAGCAGAAGAGGAAGCCCUUGCCUCAGAAGAGAACGAAGAGGAAGCAGAAGGAGCUCCAGCAGAAGACCAUCAAGCCCCUGCAGUGGAGGAGAAGAUGAUGGAGGAGCAAGCUCCUGCAGAGGAAGACAAGGAAGAAGACGCUCCUGGAGCAGAAGAAGAGGAAGCUCCAACAAAUGAAGCAGAAAAAGAAGAGGAAAGCGCUCCCGCUGAAGAACAGCAAGUUCCUGAAGAGGAGGAGAAAGAAGAGGGAGCGGAAGAAGGAGGUUCUGCAGAAGAACAUCAAGCCCUUGCAGUGGAGGAGAAGAAGACGGAGGAGCAAUCUCCUGCAGUGGAAGAAGAACCGGUAGGACCUCCUGAAGCAAAUGAAGAGCAAACUCCUGCAGCGGAGGAGAAAGAAGAGGGAGCGGAUGGAAAAGAAGAAGCUUCUGAGGUGGAAGAGAUCAUCAAAGAUCCUCCGGUGGUGGAGAGGCCAACCCUGCGAAAACAGCUUAGGAAGGCCAUCAUGAAGAGGCUCCGGAGAGUAUGGCAUUUCACUCAAAGACUCACCUGCUGCUGCCGACCCAACACCAUGGCCUAAAUCCUUCCGGUUCUACCUCUCCCAAGGGCGUAUGUCUGUGUGUCUGUCUGUCUGUGUGUUUGUGGGUUAUGUACAGAAGGGAGUGUGGGAGUUAUAUACAAGAGUGGGUGAGGGGUUAUGUACAGGAGGGAGAGUGAGGGGUUAUGUACAGGAGUGGGGUGAGGGAUUAUGUACAGGAGGGAG
Molecule: messenger RNA, 1335 nt
Organism: Xenopus laevis (African clawed frog)
Lineage: Eukaryota; Metazoa; Chordata; Amphibia; Anura; Pipidae
Product: cilia- and flagella-associated protein 251-like
Exons: 9
Coding region: 103-1152 (349 amino acids)
Source: RefSeq, a predicted model, not a curated record